GUUUGCCAUUGCAAGGGGAAGCCUGUGCAGUCGUCAAAUUUUGGAGGAGAGCAGCAACUUACAAGACAUCAGAAGACCUCGAUGGGCAAACCUUCCGUCAAGGGCCCCAGCGGUUCUAACCAAUGGUCCUCCAUAUCCAUGCGGGAAGACAAUGAAAGGGCCUUGCAACAUGAUUGGCUCAGCAGUUUACCUGAUGACGUGUUACUCAGCAUCAUAGAGCGACUUGAUGUUGCAGACGCCACGAGAACAAGCAUCCUCUCCAGACGGUGGAAGCAGAUCCCUACUAUGCUUUCCAAAAUUGUAAUAGAGGUUGGUUCCACUGACAACGAGCAAAAGAGGACCUGUGGUGUAGCUCGGGCCAAUGCAACCGUGCUUGGAGCGACCCGAUGCCUUUUGGAAAGCAGGAGUGCAAGUCCAUACACCAUCCACCGCCUGUGCAUGCAGUUCUUUUUGGGUGCUGGAUCCAUUAAAAUUGCCAAGUCUGUUGCCAAAACCAUUGCAACACAGAAGGUUUGUUUUGCUGAGUUCACAAUCUUGACAGAGAUGGAAUCAAAACGAUGCAGCCCUGGCUAUAUGAUCGUUUAUGGGAGGCAGCUCAAGUUAUUUAUGAUGAAUUGUCCGAACGCAUUCGCUUGUCUCGCACGACUCAAGCUAGAGAAUUUGAGGCUAGGUGGAACAGAUUUCCGUAGAAUUUUCAUAUUGUGCAAACAACUGGAGUUCCUCCGCUUGGACAACUGUGACCAGGGGUUUCGUUCCUUGCUAGCAGUGGUACACCCACGGCUCCGUGAGCUUGAGAUUGUCGGGUGUGAGUUUGAGAGGGUUGAUCUGCUCUGUCUACCAGAGCUCACAACGCUGACCUUUUCUUAUUGGAAUUCUCUGCAUGACCCGUUGUCUUUUGGUUAUGUCCCACUGCUCCACACCAUGAGCAUCAGUAAUACGGCUCUUUCGUGGCACAAGAUGCUCAAGUUAAGUGAAUUUCUUGGCAAAGCCACUGUAAGCAACCUGCAUCUAGGCUUUGAAAGCGAAAAGAUAUGGGUUAAACCUGAAGAUCCAAGAGAAUUGUCGCAGGUGUUCAACAAACUAAGGCUCGUCAAUUUGGCUGCCAUUUCAGCAGAAUGUGAUCUGACUUGGACCUUGUUUGUUCUACAAGGUGCGCCUUCCCUUGAGGAGUUAUGCAUCAGGGUUUGCGAUUGUUUAUGCAUACGGGAUGAGGAAGAGAGGACGAAGCUCGCGUAUAGCGAGGAGAGGAAGGACGCGGGUGCAAAAUGGAAACCAUCUGUUUUCAAGCACCGCAAACUUUCUGUGCUCAGGAUCUUUGGGUUUCAGUCAGAAGUCAAGUUUGUGGAUUAUAUCAGAACUGUCAUGAAAGCAGCAGUCAAUCUGACGGACAUAUACCUGCAUGAGAAGCCAGCGUGCGAAGAGAAGUGUGAAUAUAGCCACCAGCGAGGUGAUAGAUUCCCGAAGUCGAGGAAGCAUAAGAUCUGGGUUAGGAACAGUUUGGACAUGCAUAAGUGCCCGCUGUUAAAGCUUCACUUCCGAUUUUAAGAAAAUAAUGAAGUUCAAGUGACUGUAUAUUGUAUUAGUAGUAAAAUGUUGCUAGGAAACUAAAUUAGUCUAGCUAAGAGUUGUUGCAUCUUACCCUGGGAAUUUGUUUGCUCAAGCUACUUAUUUAUUGAGUACUGUCUGGUCA
Lolium perenne is the source of this 1690-nucleotide messenger RNA. RefSeq lists its product as uncharacterized. The record is from RefSeq and is a predicted model, not a curated record. Gene Ontology annotation, molecular function: protein binding. NCBI's taxonomy places the organism in Eukaryota, Viridiplantae, Streptophyta, Magnoliopsida, Poales, Poaceae.